Linum tenue is the source of this 1014-nucleotide messenger RNA. NCBI's taxonomy places the organism in Eukaryota, Viridiplantae, Streptophyta, Magnoliopsida, Malpighiales, Linaceae. The record is from the annotation of a GenBank genome assembly.
UUGACGACCCCUUUAUAUGAAUUCUGAAUCGGCGCUGACCGUGGAAGGCGAAACUUUGGCUUUGCCGUUGCACUGAGGCAAUACUGUAAGGAAUGAGGACAAGCGCCGAUGGAGGAGCACCGGAGGUGACUCUGGAGACUUCGAUGGGCGCCUUCACCGUCGAGCUGUAUUACAAGCACGCUCCAAAAACUUGCAGGAACUUCCUUGAACUGUCUCGUAGAGGGUACUACGAUGGUGUGAAGUUCCACCGGAUUAUCAAGGAUUUUAUAGUGCAAGGUGGGGAUCCUACAGGAACAGGGAGGGGUGGGGAGUCCAUAUAUGGUAAGAAGUUUGAAGAUGAAAUAAUGAAAGACUUGAAGCACACUGGAGCUGGGAUUUUAUCCAUGGCUAAUGCUGGUCCUGAUACAAAUGGAAGCCAGUUCUUCAUUACAUUGGCACCUUGUCCGAACCUGGAUGGAAAACAUACCAUCUUUGGAAGAGUUUGUGGUGGGAUGGAGAUAAUCAAAAGACUUGGGAGCGUUCAGACUGACAAAAGUGACAGGCCCAUUCAUGAUGUGAAGAUAUUGAGAACGUCCGUCAAAGAUUAAAUGCUGCAAGGCAAGACGACAAAUCCAGAUAGAACUUAGGAAUCAGCAAUCGAUGUAUGCAAUCAAUGUCGACAACCGCUCUGCAGACCUGAAGCUGCUGAGAAUGUAAUUUGGCUUCAAAGGGGUACUGUUUUGCCCCUCGACAGCAAUCGUGGAUCUCAAUUCUCAACCUGCCUUGUUUGUAAAAAUGCUUAUGUCAAGAUAAGCAAAUUUUAUUAGAGAAAACUCAGCUGCGUUGUCUCUUAGACCCAAACCGGGCAUUGUUUGAAGUCCUGAUCCAAAGUAUUACAUUGUGCCUAGCUUUAACGUUCCGCCUUUGGAUUCUGGUGGCGUUUAUCUGUGAAAGAGUUAUCCUUUGUUAGCGAGAGCUAAAAUAUUAGAUGUGGAACCUAGCCAUUUUUCCUUUAUUUAUAUCUGGUCCUAUUCC